AUGGAGGCGGAUCACAGACAGAAAGUUCCUACGGAGCUUUGGGAGCGAAUCUUUGCCUUCGUGUGCUUUUCACCACUGAGAAAUAGGCACCAGUCUCUUAAGAUCACAACACACCCCUCCAUCAAAUCGCGUGCGGUCAUCAUGAUUGCUCCCAUGAUACUCUCCCAUGUCUGCUCUGGUUGGAGAGAAAUCGUCAUUCACUACCCAAGGCUAUGGUCUUUCAUCAAGAUCCAGCUUUGGGCAGGAUUCCCCAAGGGCGGGACGUAUCUGGCCACCACCUUCUUGGAAAGGUCCAUGCCUCAUCCGUUGGAUCUCGAGGUUUCUAUGAUGGAGACCAUGUGGCGAUCGGAAUUUGCUACGGCCGCCUUGGAAGUCCUCAAAUGUCACUUUGCACGAUCCGAGCGACUAGUCCUCGACUCGGGCGAUUGGUUAGAUCCAUUCGUUCUCCUUCCCUUACAAGAACUGGACAUGACAUUCAACAAUUUGUUGUCUUUCCACGGUGGACACGGAUUUCCACCCUUGAAUGACGACUGCGAACUAGAAACGCACAAACCCCUCUGGCGGGCGCUACGUCAAGCUUCAAAGCUGACCAGCGUGCAGAUGCAGCGUUUUUAUCUUGUUGACGUAUUCCCCUGGCAUCAGCUCACUACAUUGACCAUUGAAUUUAUCGCUGGAGAGGAUAUUGAAAAAUUCCUCAAAAUCCUAGAUGUUUCCAAAAAUCUCCAUACUCUGAUACUAAAAUAUUUCGAGUAUGCCACUGAGCUUCCUCUUGAUGCUAGCCCUCGCCAGGUGGAAAUACCCUCUUUACGCACGCUUUCCAUCUGCUCCAGAGUUGGCAGUGGGGAGGAAUUUAGCCCGAUUGAAAUACCCAAUUCCAUUCUCGACAAGUUAUGCGCCUCAUUCGUGAUGCCUUCCCUUUCCAACUUCGAGUUUUCGUGCGAGUCUGUGGACUCAGAAUCAGCGUGUGUCAUGAGUUGGCCCGUGCCACUACUGGACAUGCUGCAACAAUCAUCGGCCACUUUGCGUCGUGUAUCGCUUGGUAUCGAUUUCGACCGGGAGUCAAUUAAUUCUGCAGAAUGGCCUCCCCUCUCGGUGCUGUUAUCAAGAACCCCUCACCUAACCCAUUUUCAGUUCGACGCCAUGGGGACAUUUUGCGAUCCUCAAGGAGGGUUAAAGCUCAGUAAAAAAAUCAUCGUACCGUUCCUUUCCGACCUUAGAAAUACGUCGGAUAACGUCCUCCUCCCGGAGCUCUCCCAUAUAGCCUUGUUGAAUGUCGGAAAAUUGGCACCUGACAUCAAGAAAUUGGCCCUCAGUGUGAAGGCCUGCAGAAAGCGUUCCUCCCUUUCUAAAAUCGGUAGCAGUGUUUCUCCGUUGCAAGAGUUUCGUUAUAGUUCUUAG
This is a messenger RNA of Marasmius oreades (fairy-ring Marasmius), 1398 nucleotides long. RefSeq lists its product as uncharacterized. The transcript has a single exon. Lineage: Eukaryota; Fungi; Basidiomycota; Agaricomycetes; Agaricales; Marasmiaceae. The record is from RefSeq and is a predicted model, not a curated record. Bases 1 to 1398 code for a protein of 465 amino acids.